UGCCAUUCUACGUCACAUUUCAGAUAAACAACAACAAUAGCACCCAAAUGUCGCAGAAAAACAUUACCAGGUUUUAAUUUCUUAGCGUCUUUUAAAACACUUUUAUCGCUAUGUUAUCUUAAGUAUGAAGCUGUCUUUUCUGUCUUCUUAUCGAAGGUGAUCUACAGCAGAAAUUAGUUGUAGCUGUGGCUUGAACACAGACAGGCCCAGAAGUUUUUGGUUUUGAUAGAAGCUACCAUCAACACAUAAAAAUGGCCCAACAGAGAGGAGUGAACAGUCUCCAGUUUAAUCAAGAUCAGAGUUGCUUCUGUUGUGCAAUGGAGACAGGUGUCCGCAUUUAUAAUGUUGAGCCCCUGAUGGAAAAAGGACAUCUUGAUCAUGAACAGGUUGGAAGUGUUGCUCUUUGCUCUAUGCUUCAUCGCUCAAACUUGCUGGCUGUCGUCGGAGGAGGUGUGAACCCCAAAUUUUCAGAGAUUUCAGUGCUUAUCUGGGAUGAUGCACGAGAGUCUAGAGAUGCCAAGGACAAAUUGGUUUUGGAAUUCACUUUCACAAAGCCUGUGCUCUCUGUCCGUAUGAGACAUGACAAGAUCAUCAUUGUCCUGAAAAACAAAAUAUAUGUGUACAGCUUCCCUGAGAACCCUACAAAGCUGUUUGAAUUUGACACCAGAGACAAUCCAAAAGGUUUGUGUGACCUAUGCCCUAGCCUUGAGAAGCAGUUGCUUGUUUUCCCUGGACACAAGUGUGGCAGCUUACAGCUCGUGGACCUGUCGAACACCAAGCCAGGGACAUCCUCCGCGCCUUUCACCAUCAACGCCCACCAGAGUGAGAUCGCCUGCUUGGCGCUCAACCAGCCUGGCAGCGUGGCGGCCUCCGCCUCCCGCAAGGGCACCCUCAUCCGCCUCUUCGACACCACCACCCGGGACAAGCUGGUGGAGCUGCGCAGAGGGACAGACCCUGCCACCCUCUACUGCAUCAACUUCAGCCAUGAUUCCUCCUUCCUCUGUGCCUCCAGCGACAAGGGCACUGUGCACAUCUUUGCUCUGAAGGACACCAAGCUGAACCGCCGCUCUGCGCUGGCCAGAGUGGGAAAGGUUGGUCCAGUGAUAGGGCAGUACGUGGACAGCCAGUGGUCCCUUGCCAGCUUCACCGUGCCAGCCGAAUGUGCCUGCAUCUGCGCUUUUGGGAAGAACACAUCCAAAAAUGUGAACUCUGUCAUUGCUAUAUGUGUUGACGGGACAUUCCACAAGUAUGUCUUCACGCCUGAUGGAAACUGUAACCGUGAAGCAUUUGAUGUUUACCUUGACAUCUGUGAUGACGAUGACUUUUGAACCUGAAGAAGACCUGAAUUGGAGACGAUGACUGACUGCUUUGAGAAAACACUUUCACCAGUGCAAGAAAACAUUACACUUUAAAAGCUGCAAUAUUGCAGUACAUUGUUCUACGGAGAUAGCUUUGUUUUGUAUGUAUCAUCAUGUAUUGAACUAUGAUUGUAAACAUGUAAAUAGCCAAACUGGAUAUCAAAUAAAAUUCCUGAAAUCCUGU
This is a messenger RNA of Engraulis encrasicolus (European anchovy), 1542 nucleotides long. It is a transcript of the gene wdr45, whose product is annotated as WD repeat domain 45. The coding region runs from base 252 to 1328 and encodes 358 amino acids. NCBI's taxonomy places the organism in Eukaryota, Metazoa, Chordata, Actinopteri, Clupeiformes, Engraulidae. Gene Ontology annotation, molecular function: phosphatidylinositol-3-phosphate binding; protein binding; phosphatidylinositol-3,5-bisphosphate binding. The record is from RefSeq and is a predicted model, not a curated record. Gene Ontology annotation, cellular component: cytosol; extrinsic component of membrane; phagophore assembly site membrane. The transcript has 11 exons. Gene Ontology annotation, biological process: protein localization to phagophore assembly site; autophagy of mitochondrion; nucleophagy.